AUGUUCGCUAAAACCGUAUUCUUGUUUUGCGCUCAAACAAUUCUUGCUCAGGUUAUUACAUGCGCAUGCUGGGGCAAUGCAUUCAACUCCGGGUGGCCCGCUGGAUGGGCAGGCGAGGGUUUGGGCUGGGCGGGUCUGGUCCUGACCGAAGCUCCUCUCAUGGAGGUAGCGCCGUGUGCCGCUGGUGCGCCAUUUAUGGGCGCUGGCUGGGCUGGCUACGGACCGCUCGGAGCAGCCGCAUCCAGUGGGGGCGGCUUCCCUACUUCGAGUGCCUCGCCUAUUCCCCCCGUGGGACUGUCCGUGGCCUCUGAUAAUGCUAUCGAAGGAAUCCUGGCUGUCGGAGGGGAGCUGCCUUUCUUAGGCACAGUGGGUUUGGAGGGCGCUUUACCUACGGCUGGUGCGGGUGCAGUGUCUUAUGGGUGCGGCAGCGGGGCAGUAGGCAUGGUGGCGGAAGACGUCGCGUUUGCGGGCGCGGGAUGGCCGGCGGCUGGACUAGGCUACGGACCGGCUUGGGCGGGAAGUCUCGGAUGGGCUGGUCGUGGCGCCGCUCCCUUCGGCUGCGGCUGUGGAGCUAUUUAA
This is a messenger RNA of Papilio xuthus (Asian swallowtail), 579 nucleotides long. Lineage: Eukaryota; Metazoa; Arthropoda; Insecta; Lepidoptera; Papilionidae. The record is from RefSeq and is a predicted model, not a curated record.